AUGCUGACACGGAAAGGCUCCAGGUGGAAGGCGCUUCCAGUUAUCCCUUCUCAAAAGCAGAACGCGGACCUGUCCACUGAGUCUGCAGAUGUUGAAAAGGUGAUGGGAAAGAUCAUGCUGGACAGCCCCUCGCUGCCGACAGGGAGUAAUGACAAAACUGCUACCCAGGCGCUUGAUCCCAGAACCAUACUCCCAAAUACCGUCUAUACAACCACCCCGGUGACAGGGCUAAGAACGCCGCCACCGACACCAGAUAGUGCAAGCGGCAGCUCAGCAACGGCGAUUACCAUCACCAGACCGAUGGGCAGCGAUAGCACCGAGGAACUUCCGGUUCGAAACACUCGUCUCCAGGAGCGCAUGUGGCUCCAUCGACACUACCGUGGCGAAGCACCCUUCCUCGCAGCAUGGGGACUGGACAUUGCUUCUCAGCAGGAUCGAGAGGAAGGUGUGGGUAUAGUAAAGGAGUUGAUGCUGGAGGAGAGUAAGAGACGGGGAUAG
Podospora pseudopauciseta is the source of this 498-nucleotide messenger RNA. RefSeq lists its product as uncharacterized. The record is from RefSeq and is a predicted model, not a curated record. The transcript is spliced from 2 exons. The coding region runs from base 1 to 498 and encodes 165 amino acids. NCBI's taxonomy places the organism in Eukaryota, Fungi, Ascomycota, Sordariomycetes, Sordariales, Podosporaceae.